AACGACCUUAUGUAUCGGCUGAUAGGAUGACAUUGGCUAAAAAGCCCAGCCCACUUUCACGCUCUCCUCUUCCGUCCACAUCUAUCGCUCUCACUCCAGUCCACAGCAUUAUCCAUUCCAACAAGGUAGAGCGGCCAAAGCCAACCCACGUCUGGCCGGUCGUUCCGUUCCGCUACUGCUAUAUGUGUGUGAGCGCAGCGAGCUAACGAGGAUUGUGUGAGUCCUCGCCAAGGAUUAGUGGAGUUGGUUUGUCCUCAGCAGAUAGUGUCGCGGCAGCUGCAGUUACAUCAAAGGCUUUAGCUCGCUCUUCCAGGUCACGUCAACGCGAACGUUGCUGGAUAGUAACCGUUUGAUAUCCCUCUCUACUGUAAUAGCUGCUGCAGAUUCGCCUUUUCGUCGCAAAGGCUACAUUUUUCCGAACGGACUUAUAAAUGUCGGACCUCAUCGGAAUGAUGCACUGAAGAAAGACUAGGCUACAUGCAAGCGUCUGUCCAGAGGCUGCAGUAUAGCUGAGCGAUUGCGGCACACUGUUGACGUUUUUUUUACGGUUCCACAGUCUAACAUCAGUGGUUGUCUGUAAAGGGAGAAUCGUGAAUUUCGAUCGCCCUGCGCUCGGCGAAAACAUAAUGGCCACUCUACUGCGGAAAAUCGGUCUGAUUCGUCUUCACGACCGGGACACAGAGGACCCCAAGCAUCACCAGGGCUCACUAAAGGGGAUCAAGGGGAACACGAAGAACACUAAGCAGCACUGUCAGACCACCAACGAGACGAACAACAUCCUCAGCACCCCCGAGAUCAAAGCGAAGAAGCUGGACCAGCACAACAGCAAUGACAAACCGUCCGUAAAGGAUAAGCAACAGGGCAAGGACGCCAAUGAGAAACAGCAGAUGGGAGGCGGAGGAGGAGGUGGGAUCGGGGUUGGAAAAUCAGCGACCAGUGCCUCAAUACCACCACUAGCCCCUCACCGGCAGCACUGCACCCAAGUCCGGACGAGGAGACUUAUGAAGGAACUCCAGGAGAUCCGGCGGUUGGGAGACAACUUUAUAACGGUCGAGCUGGUCGACGACAAUCUAUUUGACUGGAACGUCAAGCUCCACCAGGUGGACAAAGACUCGGCGCUGUGGCAGGACAUGAAAGAAACAAACACCGAGUUCAUUCUGCUGAAUGUCUCUUUCCCCGACAAUUUCCCCUUCUCUCCGCCAUUCAUGCGGGUGCUCACCCCCCGGUUGGAAAACGGGUACGUUCUGGACGGUGGAGCGAUAUGUAUGGAGUUGUUAACCCCCCGCGGAUGGUCCAGCGCCUACACAGUGGAAGCCGUGAUGAGACAAUUUGCGGCCAGUCUGGUAAAAGGACAGGGGCGUAUCUGCAGAAAAGCAGGGAAGUCCAAGAAGGCGUUUAGCCGCAAAGAGGCGGAGGCCACCUUUAAGAGUCUGGUGAAGACCCACGAGAAGUACGGCUGGGUCUCCCCCCCUGUGUCUGACGGCUGAGGUGACGGGCCGGCCAUGACGCUAGCUAGCCAUGCUAACCAUGACACACCACGCUAACUCGACUCCUCCUCCUUGACCAUACCACUCCACCGCUCCAGUUGUUUUCGGUUGCUUUGGGUUUUUUCUUGUUGUUGUCUUCAUCAGCUCACUGAGACUUCAGAAGGAACAAAUAAAGGAACGCUUUCCUACUUCGUCUUCACUUUGCCGAUAAUUGUCAUAAUCUCGUCAUCAUCAAGCCUCCCUCCUGCGCUGCACUCCUCCCUCCCUCCUCUCUCUCUGCGUUCAUCCCUCCUUCGGCUGAGUAGAAGGUUCUGCGGGAUGUGCGUGAACGGACUUAUUCAGGAAAGUGUGUGUGUGUGUGUCAGCGGAGUGUUUGUCACAGCGGUUGAUGGAUUGGGUUUCCGACACACGCACGCACACACACACCAACCACACACCAACCACACACCCACACUGACUGUGUGGGGAUCUGUGGAAAGACUGUGAAAGACUACUGAGAAGAGGGAGAUGUAUCCCCUCUCCUCUUUUGUCCCACCCUCCCAUCUCACCUUCCUUCCUCUCCUCUUUUGUCCCACCCUCCCAUCUCACCUUCCUUCCUCUCCUCUUUUGU
Messenger RNA from Oncorhynchus tshawytscha (Chinook salmon), 2097 nucleotides. Its product is annotated as ubiquitin-conjugating enzyme E2Q-like protein 1. The transcript is spliced from 3 exons. Lineage: Eukaryota; Metazoa; Chordata; Actinopteri; Salmoniformes; Salmonidae. The record is from RefSeq and is a predicted model, not a curated record. Bases 627 to 1487 code for a protein of 286 amino acids.